Messenger RNA from Hemiscyllium ocellatum (epaulette shark), 3607 nucleotides. RefSeq names its product interleukin-13 receptor subunit alpha-1-like. Gene Ontology annotation, biological process: cytokine-mediated signaling pathway. The record is from RefSeq and is a predicted model, not a curated record. The coding region runs from base 169 to 1563 and encodes 464 amino acids. Gene Ontology annotation, cellular component: membrane; external side of plasma membrane. NCBI's taxonomy places the organism in Eukaryota, Metazoa, Chordata, Chondrichthyes, Orectolobiformes, Hemiscylliidae. Gene Ontology annotation, molecular function: protein binding; cytokine receptor activity. The transcript has 10 exons.
UUUGGAAGCAUUCUUCCGGCUCUGUACAGCUCCGCGCGAGCUGACAGCGGAGUGCUCUGGCCACAGUGUGGGAUCUGUCCGUCCCCUGCCCUGGAUGAGGGUCGGGGGGGAAACAGUACACCGAACCCGGCGUGAGGAGAGUCCCAGGGUCCUGGGUAAGGGUCAGAGAUGCGGACGUUGGGUCUCACGUUGGUUCAGUGCCUGCUGAGUGCCUCCUUAGUCAUUGAGGGCAGUCUCCGCUGUACCUGGGCAGAGACUCUCCCUCCCCCGACUGAUUUGUCUGUGACUUUGAAGGGAAUCGGUUUCAUUAAUUCCACCUGGACCUGGAAACAGCCAAGUUAUUUAGAAAACUCCUCCAGCAUAAUCAUCAAGUUUGAGAGCAUGUUUAAGUAUGAUGGUGCUGAGUGGGACGAAAGACAAAGAAAGCCUUUUCUGACCCGUGAAGAUAAGGUGAUUCUUAACCGAGGAAUGACUUUCAGAGUGAGGGCAUUGGUGAUAACUGAAAGCUGUGCAUGUCAACAAAGCAACUGGACUGAGAAAUAUAUCCCUCCUCCAGAAGGAGAUGCCAACACUGCUGUCAGGAAGUUCAGAUGUAUUUACUACAAUUUUGAAUAUAUAAAUUGCACUUGGGACAUUGGAAGUAAAAUACCAGCUGACACAGUCUAUCACUUAAAUUACUGGCAAAAGGGUAUGGAUGCCAUUCAGAACUGUACCAGUUACUUACCAAAAGAUGGCAGGUUGGACGCUGGUUGCCACCUUCAACAUGAUCAGUUCAAUGAUGAACAGGACUUAAAUAUUUGUGUCAUGGGACAAAGUGCUCACGCAAAGAUAAAGCCGUUCUUCUACAAUCUAGAAACAGCGAGUUUCGUGCAACUGUCUCCUCCUUGGGGAAUCAACAUUUCUAAGAUGGACAAAGUGUUUCGCAUCAGCUGGAAUCCCGCAGCUCACUGGAACCAAAAAUGCGUGAUAUAUAGAGUACGAAAGAGCAACACGAUGAGAAGUGAUUGGAUUGUCUACGAGUCCGUCAACCCAGAAAUGAUUAUUCCAGACGCAGACCCGAAUGUUCAGAAUGUAGUGCAGGUACAGGCCAUGUACACCAUCACUUGCGGAGACAACGGAAUCUGGAGUGACUGGAGUGAAGAGGCAUUGUUCGGAGAAGACAUUGGGCCAGGUUGGAAUUGGAAAGUUGCUUUACUCAUCAUUGUCCCCAUCCUGGUGGCAGCCUCUGCAAUCACACUCCUUACCUACUUGAAACAGCUUCAGAUCUUGAUCUUGCCACCAAUCCCUGAUCCAGGAAAGCUUUUUAAAGGCAUGUUUAGUGACUCCAAUGGAAACAAUGUGAUGUGGAGUAAGCAACCAAAGGAAAGCCUAAUUUUCAAGACAGAAGAAGAAAUAACUUGCAAGGUGACAAACGUCGAGCAACUGAGAGUGACCUCUGCGGAGAAAGAAGCGAAACUGGGUGAGACCAAGACAUUGGAAGAGGAGGAAACAUUCAUUACAUUUGUGGAUGAGGCUAGUCUUCUGGAUAAUGACAGUGUACAUUUUAACCUGGUGAUGUCUUGAACGGAACGUUUUCCCAUGUUGUGUUGUUUAAUGGGUCAAGACCCAUAACAUUAUUCGUGCACAAAUAGAAAAUUCUCUUUCGCAACAAUGCAUAGACUGCUCAGGACAGCGCCCUGUCAGUGGAUUCCAAGAAUGAAUGACCAAGCUGUCAGAUUUAGGGUAUUUUGCAUCAUACCUGCAUCUAAUUAACUGCUGUGACAUUUGACAGAGACCACUACAGGUUCAGUCCACUUAGCUCGUGUUAAUGAAAUUGUGAUAUGUUUCUUUCCUCGUGCUGUACAGGUGGUUCCCAGUCAGUGAACUGGUCAGCAGUCUGUGAGCUUGUACAGUGCCUAGCAUUGAGCACGGCUUACUGUUUGAUAAUUAUCUGUAUGUUGGGGAGAUGCCAAGCACCGACCCAUCAAGCACGAACCACUCACUUUGUGUCGAAGCCUGUCAAAUACCAGCCUUUUCGCAAGAGAGCAUUUCCAAACAUGCAACACCUUACCUGGUCAUUAACUAUCAAUCUCUGUUGUUUAUUAGAUUGAAAUCAAGGAACUGGUCACCAUGAACAUACAGCAGACACAUGUGUGCACAGCAGACAAAAGCAUGCAGCAAACUCAUACUUCGACAAAUGUACACCAGGUACAUAAAAGCAUUCGCAUGCGUGUGUAUAUGUACACAUGCACACACUCAAACUCUCUCUCUUUUUCUCUCAAUCCCUCUUUUUCUCUCUCUCACGCUCUCUGUCUCUCUGCCAGAUGCAUCCACAUGCAUUUGAACAUUGGUGGAUGAAUAUCAUUAAGAUUUUCAAUCUUGACUGAUGGAGACUAACCAUGUAAAUUGUGUUUCCUUUGGUGCAUAAACUGAAUUUUGAACCUCUGAACUUGUGGUGAGAGGCCAAAAUGUUGUUUAUAAGAGUAUUUGGAUGAAAAGUUGCCAGAUUACAAACAGCUGCUUCACAGUAACCAUUUUCCAAACCGGAAUCUCACGGAUAGAGAAGUCCAGGCUUCUGUUAAUUCAACAAUGCAAAAGAAACAGUGCAGCAGACUGAAACAGAAUGCACAAAGUUCAAUCAUGAUGUGUCAUUGAUUAACUUUCCUGUGAUUUACUGCAGUAUCCCAGUGAGCACUUUAUAAUCACUAAAAUUGGUGUACACUGGUUCAAUUGUAGAAUUUGCAAGCUUUGUUAAAAAAAAACAUUAGUUAUUUCUGAGUGGUGGAAUGGCAGAAGGAAUUAUGGACCAUACUUUCAGAGGGAGACAGUGGGGUCUGCAGAUGCUGGAGAUCAGAGUUGAGAGUGUGUUGCUGGAAAAGCACAGCAGGUCAAGCAGCAUCCAAGGGGCAGGAAAAUUGAUGUUUCAGGCCGGAGCUCUUCAUCACGAAAUGAAGGGCUCCAGCCCAAAACGUUGAUUUUCCCAGUCCUCAGAUGCUGCCUGGCCUGCUGUGCUUUUCCAGCAACACACUCUCAACAGUAAUUUCAGAGGUUCCAGUUUGAGAGCAGAGCGAGGGGUGUUUAAAUGACAGUCAGAAUGAAAGAUAAAUUUCUGUCUGAGUCAGGUAUCCUUCAUCGAAACACAACAAAUAGAGUUGCAGAAAUGUGAAAUAAAAACAAUUUUUGCUGGAAGUGCUCAGCAACUCAGGCAGCAUCUAUGGAGAGAGAAACCCAGAUGGGUUUUCAAGUUUGAAAGCUCCUUCAACAAAGGCCGUUCCUGCUCUACCUUUACAGCUGUUUACUUCAACUUUGGAAAGGCAUUUUCUAAUUUUGUACUCAAUUUUUAACUGACUUUGUGUACUCUCUAGAGGAACCACCACAGUUGUGUUUGUGUGCUGAUUUUUCUUUGACGCAUUUUCUUUGGGCACAUUGUUCUGCAGAUAACCUAUUACUUAGUGAUAACACUUCUCACGAUUUUCUAUAAACCCAUCUUCCAAAUGGUGGAGAAUCAUUGUACAUAUACAUUCCAGUCUUUCUUCUCUUAAGGAGAAAUGUUUACUUGUGUAUAUGAUGUGAAAUUGUCAAACCUUCAAUAAAAAUUUUAUUAUGUUUGAUUAUUUUCAUUCCCAAA